Messenger RNA from Molossus molossus (Pallas's mastiff bat), 1736 nucleotides. It is a transcript of the gene RCCD1, whose product is annotated as RCC1 domain containing 1. Bases 67 to 1212 code for a protein of 381 amino acids. The record is from RefSeq and is a predicted model, not a curated record. NCBI's taxonomy places the organism in Eukaryota, Metazoa, Chordata, Mammalia, Chiroptera, Molossidae. The transcript has 7 exons.
GCCGCAGUGUCCAGCAGGGGGCCUUCUGCAAGGAUCUCCGGCUCCAGCCCGCCGCCUACCGAGGGCAUGGCCGAGGAGCGCCCCGGGGCCUGGUUCGGUUUCGGCUUCUGCGGCUUCGGGCAGGCGCUGGGCUCGGGCCGCGGGCGCCAGGUGCACAGCCCCGAGCGGCUGCGCGCGCAGGACGCAGGCGCCGACGUCGGCAGCGUGAGCGCCAGCUGGAGCUACACCGCGUUCGUGAGCCGUGCCGGCCGGGUGCAGCUGUCCGGCUCCGCGGGCGGCGCGGCAGACGGCUGCCGGGACGCCUGGGCCUCGGAGACGCUCCUCGUGGUGCUGCGCGACAGGCCGGGACCUGGGCCCGGGGCCGAGCUGCAGGCCUGGGCGCCCGGCUCGGCCCUGCGCGGGGAGCCCCUCUGGGCCCAGACCGUGGUGCCGGAGGCCAAGCGGGAAGAAGGGCCGGGCGCUGAGGCCCAGGCCGGGCCGCUGCCCCUGCUGCCCUGCGCCCGCGCCUACGUGAGCCCGCGGCCGCCCUUCUGCCGGCCUCUGGCCCCGGAGCUGCGGGCGCGUCGGCUGGAGCUGGGCGCGGAGCACGCGCUGCUGCUGGGCGCGGCGGGGCAGGUGUUCUCCUGGGGUGGCGGCAGGCACGGCCAGCUGGGCCACGGGACCCUGGAGGCCGAGCCGGAGCCGAGGCCGCUGGAGGCGCUGCAGGGCCUGGCCGUGGCCGAGGUGGCCGCCGGUGGCUGGCACUCGGUGUGUGUGAGUGAGACUGGGGACAUUUAUAUCUGGGGCUGGAAUGAGUCAGGGCAGCUGGCCCUGCCCACCAGGAGCCUGGCGGAGGACAGAAAGACAGUCACAGGGGAAGCCACUGCGCUGAAGGAAGCUGGUUCUGAAGUGACGGGACCAGCCCGGGCUGAGGAUGGAGCCCCUGACCCCUUCAUAGCGGUGCAGCCCUUCCCAGCUUUACUGGAUCUGCCCCUGGGCUCAGACGCGGUCAAGGCCAGCUGCGGAUCCCGGCACACGGCAGUGGUGACCAGAACUGGGGAGCUGUACACCUGGGGCUGGGGUAAAUACGGACAGCUCGGCCACAAGGACACGACCAGCUGGGAUCGGCCUUGCCGUGUGGAAUACUUUGUAGAUCGGCAACUCCAAGUAAUGGCUGUGAGGUGUGGGCCCUGGAACACCUAUGUGUAUGCAGUGGACAGAGAGAAGAGCUGAUGUAUAUAGACAAGGGCAUACAAAUGUAGAAUAGAAAGUUAUAAAGCUGACAACUGUGAAACUCAAACCCAAGUCAAGGAAAACCAUGGCCAGCGCCCGGAGGCCCCACAUGUGCUCCUCCCAGCAGAGCCCUCUGGUGGCUUCCUCGCGGGGAAGCAUCCUGAGAGCUCUGGAAAGGGGCGCUCCGGGCCACCGUCGCAAUGAAAUCAGAACCUCAGGAUGUAGGUCCAGACAGGCCCAUUUGAAAGUUCCCCGUGCUACCUGUGUGCACCCUGGCACAACAGUUUAGAGCAUCUGCUUUUGGACCUUAGGUGAAUGGAAUCAUCGUGACCUUUUGUGCCUUGUUUUUCCAGUCAACACUGCAUGAUCCCCCCAUUGUGCUCUGCAGUUCACUCAUUUUUGUUAUGUGGUAUUCCAUUGCAUGAACAUUAUUACUCAACUGUUUUGGUUGAUGGUCAUUUUAUUUCUAUUUUUCAUUGAGGUAAAUAAAUUUACCAACUUAUCAUUUGAAAAAAAUGUUUUUA